AUGACUGCCCAAGAGUGCCAGAUUAGCAUCGUGGCUAACGCCGUCGUGGGCAUCUGUAACUGUGCAUCGACGCCAGGUGAGCCAGUUGAUGGGGGAUGGAGCUCAUGGAGUGAGACGCUGGUUUCCGAGUGUACAGCCACGUGCGGAGGGGGUACGGAGGUCUUCUCGUUGAGCCGGCAAUGUAACAACCCCACCCCUGCAAACGGAGGCAGGGCUUGCGAGGGACAGGCAACCGGCACCAGGACCGACACUUGCAAUACUCAAGCUUGUAUUAAUGAUGGUAACUGGGGGCCGUGGGGAGCCGAGGUUGCCGUGUCGACCUGCAAUGCUACCUGUGGGGGUGGACAGAUGAUAUUCCGUAGGACACGUUCAUGUAACAACCCCGCCCCGUCACCUGGGGGUCAGGACUGUGUGGGAUCGGCGACACUUGACGUCAGCAGGACCUGUAACGAACAAGGAUGUCCAAAUGAUGGUAACUGGGGGCCGUGGGGAGCCGAGGUUGCCGUGUCGACCUGCAAUGCUACCUGUGGGGGUGGACAGAUGAUAUUCCGUAGGACACGUUCAUGUAACAACCCCGCCCCGUCACCUGGGGGUCAGGACUGUGUGGGAUCGGCGACACUUGACGUCAGCAGGACCUGCAACGAACAAGGAUGUCCAAAUGAUGGUAACUGGGGGCCGUGGGGAGCCGAGGUUGCCGUGUCGACCUGCAAUGCUACCUGUGGGGGUGGACAGAUGGUAUUCCGUAGGACACGUUCGUGUAACAACCCCGCCCCGUCAUCUGGGGGUCAGGACUGUGUGGGAUCGGCGACACUUGACGUCAUCAGAACCUGCAACGAACAAGGAUGUCCAAUGGUUCAGAAUGGUGGGUGGUCGCCCUGGGUCGAUGUCCCUGUAACUGAGUGCACAGCACCAUGUGGAGGAGGACGACAAAACGUCACCAGGCAACGCACGUGCACUAACCCACCACCAGUCAACGGACUACCGUGCGACGGAUCUGACACAGGACUAACCUUUGAGAAGGCUUGCAACGCUGAAGACGCACAGAUCUGCCAACAGGAAGCCUGUUUGACAAGUCGGGUAGUCGGCGGAAUCGACGUGGACCCGCCCUGCAAGUACCCAUUCACUGUCGGACUGCGCCGGUUCGGAGCCGCCUCCUGCGGGGGAAGUCUGAUUGGACCCAACAAAGUCCUUACUGCGGCUCACUGUGUGGUAGGCCUUCAAGCUAGUGCUCUGUCGGUAGAGGUGGGCAAGCAUUGUUCUAGCACCAUAGGCAGUGCCAGCUACAACUCCCGCAACCCCAACAUGGAGGUCAUGGAAGUAGAGGAGUUCGUCAUCCAUCCCAACUUUAACGCGGGAGGCGCACUGUUUUUCGAUGUUGCUGUCUUGAAACUAAAGAAAGAUGUCAUCACAACAAAAUGUCGUCAAAUUGUUCAAAUGGCGCCCUCGUCUCAGGUGACGCAGACUGGGAGGACGUGCACUGUGAUUGGAUGGGGAACCCUUUCCUACAAUGGAGUCUCUGCCAGCGUUCUUCAAGAAGUAGACCUGGAGCUGUACGACUCUGAAGACUGCCGUACCACCUUUACCUCCACCGCCUCUGCAGUUGAUAACAACAUCAUUUGUGCUGCCAAUGGUGUUAGUGGCGGAGAGGACGCAUGUCGGGGCGACUCCGGCAGCCUUUUAAUCUGUCAGGAUAACAACGAGUGGGUCCAGUACGGAAUCGUCUCCAGUGGGUUUGAAUGCGCCAGGCCCAAUCAGGCUGGACUCUACACAGAAGUGGCUGCCUUCAGGACGUGGAUCGACAGCCAGUUUGUGUAGAGGGGCUUCUUUCGGAACACACUAGUCACACCAUUUCAAAUGAAAACAGACGAUGCGUUCCGAUUGACAAGGAAUACAUCGUUACUCCUGCCCAGCAACUGGUUAAAUGGUACAUAAAAUGGAUAUGAAGCAGUGAUAUUGCAAGCACUAGACAUUUGGUGUAAACCUUCUGGAGAGAACAGAUGUGAAGAAAUAGUUACUAAGAUAUGAAUUUGAAUAUAUAAGUGAUCUGUAUUAAUUCCACUUCGCAAUAUAUAACAAAUAUGUAUACGAGACUUCCAGUGAUUAAUUAAACGCUUUUCAACGUCAAUCGCGUUAGCGUCACGAUCAGUUACUCCGACAUCUCUCUACGUGAAGGUUGAACCGCCCCUCCAACCAGUAUCAUCAGGAGAACUCUCAAAUCAGAUUAUCUGCGUCUAGGUUUGAAGUUCUCGUUUCGAGUGAGCAAAACAAUCAGACCAGUUAACUUUAUGCAUCUCGAACGUGAAGUUAAGCAGCCAUUUCGGUUAAGCUAUAAGUUUACGUCAUUAUGUUUUAAAAUCCGGUCGUUUCUGAGCGCCAUCUACACAAAAGCAUCCUUCCAUUUCAUCUGUGCUGCUAAAGUUCGCUCACGGUUCUCCUGACAUGACCUAUUGGGGUUUUGGUUUUGGUUAAAGGGUACCUCACGUGAAGAGGUGAAAACGGAGCCAAAAAUUGACGAGAAUUUAUUCCGAUUGUGUCAACAUAAAACUGGUUAUCGCCAAAUGUCUAUGUUCUAGAACCAAGUCUUUCAACAUUAUAUAAUAACUUCGUCGUCGGGAGAAUUAUUUUGUAAAAAUGUAUGUUUUUCUACAAAGUAAUAAACAUAGUUAGGUCACAUGAUGUGAUGACUUAGGUCACAUAUGCUGACUCCCAUUCAGUAAUGAAUAUUCAUGAAUACAAAUUAAAGUACUGAACUGUAAUGGGUGUCGGUUCUGUGACACUGACAAAUUAGAGUGUCGGUAUCAUUUUGGGGGAAAGGAUCAAGAAGAACUGUUGACCGGCACUUGGGUGAUUGGAAUUGAUUUUGUAGUGAAAGGCAUUUUUCAAGACGACUCAUGUACAUUAUAUUUCAAACGAUAAAUGCAUUAUACAUGUGAUCGGUUUUUUAAAUAAAUGUAUUACCUAAAGAUGAAUUUAUUGUGAUUUGAUAAUUCUGUCUGCUGACGAAUUACUGUCUUCAACUUUAAUAAAUGAGGUAGUAUGCAUGCA
Messenger RNA from Haliotis rubra (blacklip abalone), 3045 nucleotides. Its product is annotated as coadhesin-like. Gene Ontology annotation, biological process: proteolysis. The transcript has 11 exons. The record is from RefSeq and is a predicted model, not a curated record. Gene Ontology annotation, molecular function: serine-type endopeptidase activity. Bases 1 to 1815 code for a protein of 604 amino acids. Lineage: Eukaryota; Metazoa; Mollusca; Gastropoda; Lepetellida; Haliotidae.